This is a messenger RNA of Pieris napi, 617 nucleotides long. RefSeq names its product 60S ribosomal protein L27a (gene RpL27A). The coding region runs from base 139 to 585 and encodes 148 amino acids. Lineage: Eukaryota; Metazoa; Arthropoda; Insecta; Lepidoptera; Pieridae. Gene Ontology annotation, cellular component: cytosolic large ribosomal subunit; ribosome. The transcript is spliced from 5 exons. Gene Ontology annotation, biological process: translation. The record is from RefSeq and is a predicted model, not a curated record. Gene Ontology annotation, molecular function: structural constituent of ribosome.
UGACAAUUUAACUUUACCAAGUGCCACAAUUUACAUUUUACAUUGACAAUUGACAUCUGACGUUCGUUUAACUAGUAUAACGUAUACCUACUUCUCUUUCUUUUCAACUGUUGUAAAUUCUUGACGAAAGCCGAAAAUAUGGCCACCUCCAAAAAGAAGACUAGGAAGUUAAGAGGGCAUGUCAGUCAUGGACAUGGUCGUAUCGGCAAACACCGUAAGCAUCCUGGUGGUCGCGGUAACGCUGGUGGUGAACAUCAUCACAGAAUUAACAUGGACAAGUACCACCCAGGUUACUAUGGAAAGCUUGGUAUGAGGAACUUUCACUUAAGAAGAAACAAAAUAUUCUGUCCUGUUUUAAAUUUGGACAAACUUUGGACACUUGUAUCUGAACAGUCCAGACUCAAGUAUGCUAAUGCCACAGAUGGAAAAGUUCCAGUGAUCAACAUUGUUAAAGCUGGUUACUACAAGCUUCUAGGCAAGGGCAAUCUUCCCAAGCAGCCAGUCAUAGUUAAGGCCAAGUUCUUUUCCAAGACUGCUGAAAAGAAGAUCAAAUCUGUUGGUGGAGUCUGUGUAUUGUCAGCGUAAUUUAAGUUUACAAUAAAUUCUAAGAAAAUGUA